UAGAAGAGAAGACAGCCAACAGCAAACAAUUAAUAUAUAGAUAUUAUGGCAGUGGCAUCAUGGAUGAGGCGGAAAAAACUAGCUAGCGCUGCUGCAACCGCUGCAAUAGGUUUGGGAAUUUAUUUUCACCGCCAACGCACAACAAACAUUGGCUAUUGCAUGGGUUGAUGAUUGCUGUUCAGUAAUUAGGCCUCUAUCUAACAAAGCCCAAGUACGCUGUCAAUAGUUUCGUCUCAUGAAGUAUGGGCUGGCCCAAUUAUCGACCGAUGCUGGAGCUGAAUACGACCGGCCGGCCGGGCGGGCGUGCGCGCCUAUGCGCAGCGGAAGAAGAUGAGGGUGAGCUCCGUGCGGGCGUCUCUGUCCUCCAGAUUGAAACCCAUUCUUCCAAAUCAACCCCUCAAGUUUUCCAAUAUUUCAUCUGCACCCACUCCGGUUAAGCUUCAGACUCCCCUCUUCCUCAACCCGGCAGAUUACAGGGCCACCUUAUCAGACCUCAAAAAAUGGCAUCUCUGGGCAAGAGGCUUAGCCUCCUCGGUUGGGACAAAAUUCUUGGACCUAGACAACGGCCCCGACUCGGCCCUCUUGCACAGGGAGCUCAACUGGCUCAUUGAGGAUUCGCUCGAGGAGUCCAUUGCACUUCUAUCGGAUAAUAGCGAUGAUAGCUUAGUGGUGCCAUUGAGGGCAUGUUUGGAUGAUCUCUAUAUGCUGUGGAAGCAAAGGAUUGAGGGGAGAAGGCCAUUCCAGUAUUUGGUUGGGUGUGAGCAUUGGAGGGAUUUGGUUUUGAGUGUUCAAGAAGGGGUUUUGAUUCCAAGGCCUGAGACUGAGCUGAUUGUGGACUUUGUCAGUGAUGUGACAAAAGAGAACGAGGUGUUGAGGGAAGGGUUGUGGGCUGAUUUGGGGACCGGGAGCGGAGCGCUUGCGGUUGGGAUUGGGAGAAUUUUGGGUUCUUGUGGAGGAGUCAUUGCCACUGAUUUAAGCCCUGUUUCUGUGGCAGUUGCUUCUUAUAAUGUGCAGAGGUACUCUUUGCAGGAUAGAGUUGCAAUAAAGCAAGGAUCUUGGUUUGAACCUCUGAAGGAUGAUGAAGGAAAAUUUGCCGGAAUUGUUAGUAAUCCUCCAUAUAUUCCCAGUGAAGAUAUUGGACGACUACAAGCUGAAGUAGGUAGACACGAACCAAAACUUGCGCUUGAUGGUGGUGCUGAUGGCAUGGAUGACCUUCUCCAUAUAUGUAAUGGCGCUGCUUCUAUGCUAAGACCUGGUGGAUUUUUCGCUUUUGAGACAAAUGGUGAAAAACAGAGCAACUUUCUCGUGGACUGCAUAGGAAGUCAAUCAGAAGGGAGAUUCUGUGAUGUUAAAGUUGUAUCAGAUUUUGCGGGGAUCAAGAGAUUUGUGACUGGCUAUAGAGCAGGAUAAGUUUUGAUACAAGCACUUGUCUGUGAUAAGUUUCUAGGAUCUUUUUAUUGAAAGCCUGUUCAGAUAACUUUGAUCCGUGUGAAUAGGACCAUGUUUAGCGUCUACCCAUUUAAUGAUUUCAUUUCGAAGUUGACUUGGAAUCACUUUGGCUCAUUAGUUCUCUAAGCAAAGUUAUGCUCA
This is a messenger RNA of Coffea arabica (coffee), 1590 nucleotides long. RefSeq lists its product as uncharacterized. Gene Ontology annotation, biological process: protein methylation. The record is from RefSeq and is a predicted model, not a curated record. Gene Ontology annotation, molecular function: nucleic acid binding; protein methyltransferase activity. Lineage: Eukaryota; Viridiplantae; Streptophyta; Magnoliopsida; Gentianales; Rubiaceae.